AUGUUUAAACUUCUUCGUAUCAUCACUCCGUCCCUGGCUCUUUGGUUCUUAACACCAGGACAGUCGACUUCGUUCACAUUGCGUGGGCAUCUCCCUCAGUCCCAUUCGCUGUACCUUUUCUCCCCAAUUUCUUCUAGACUUUCCAAAGGCACAAAAGCAGGACAGACAGCGCCUCUUAUGCAUCCUGACGGAACCACUGCGCCUGAUUCCUGGAGGCUCACGAACCCACCAGACUCCGUUGAGGCGGGGGCCACUGAGGGUGCGGCAACAGGUUCCUCAAUCCCACAUGGAUCACCGGAGGCAACAGGUGACAAGGUUGGUGAAAACAAUGACAGAGACCAAUUGACCGCUUCGGGGGGGGAACGUUCGCAGCCAUUCAUGGAGUGCGUCAAAAAAGUGAUACCGCCGGGUGGUUUGGUCUCCACGGUGUUCAAUCUCGCUGCCAUGUGCAUCGGUGCCGGCAUCCUCGGUCUUCCCGCAGCAGCUAAUAGCAGCGGUCUGGUGAUGAUGUUUGUGUAUCCUACAGUUAUUGUUUUUCUUUCCAUAUACUCGCUCUACUGCCUCGCCACGCAGAUAGAAAGGCACGGUCUAAAGUCCUACGAAGGCAUGUCGAGGGCGCUGCUGGGUCCAUGGUCCGCUUACCUUACUGGCGUGCUGCGUGCGCUCAAUACCUUUGGCGCCUGCGUGGCGUUUAUCAUUGCCGUGGGUGAUAUCCUGAGUGCCAUUCUAAAGGGUACCAACGCUCCAGAUUUCCUGAAGCAGAAGUCAGGCAACCGAUUGCUAACGUCCAUCAUCUGGCUAUGUUUCAUGCUCCCACUUGUAAUACCCCGCAGCGUAAACACACUCCGCUACAUAUCAACCAUAGGAAUUACAUCCAUCUGCUACCUUGUUGUCGUUAUCGUGGUGCAUUCGUACAUGAAUGGAUUACCCGACAACAUCAAAAAAGUGCAUUUGACUGGUGCCCCAGGUGAUGAAGGCAUUCACCUCUUUGGCACAGGAAAUAAAGCAGUGGAAGGUCCGGGCGUCUUCAUGUUCGCUUUUCUCUGCCAAGCGAAUUCGUUCGAAGUAUACUUGGGCAUGCCGCAACCCAACGUGCACAGGUUUACAGCCUACACAGCCAUCGCCAUGGCCGUAUGCUUCGUGCUGUGCAUUUUCGCAGCCUUCUUUGGUUACCUGGAUUUUGGUGGGGCUGUUACUGGAUCUGUGCUUCUGAUGUAUGACCCAGUGAAUGAACCUGCAAUUAUGGUCGGUUUCGUUGGUGUGCUCGUCAAGCUGUGUGCGUCAUAUGCAUUGCUGGCAAUGGCUUGUCGUAAUGCACUGUAUAGUUUUGUUGGGUGGGAUGCCGACGAGGUCGCCUUCUGGAAGCAUUGCGUUUUUGUGAUCUCCCUCUCUGCGGUUAUCUUAUUGUGCGGUCUCUUCAUCCCAACCAUAAACACGGUGUUUGGCUUCGUUGGGGCUGUUUGUGGAGGCUUUCUUGCCUUCAUCCUCCCUUCGCUAUUCAUCAUGUAUGGCGGGGGCUGGUCCCUGAAGACGGUUGGAUGGUGCCACUACCUUGCGACAUAUGCAGUGCUGUUUGCAGGGGUGGCAUUAUGCGUAUUUGGUACAGGCGCUACCGUGUACAGUGUCGCAGUGGAGUGGUAA
Messenger RNA from Trypanosoma brucei brucei TREU927, 1641 nucleotides. RefSeq names its product amino acid transporter, putative. Lineage: Eukaryota; Euglenozoa; Kinetoplastea; Trypanosomatida; Trypanosomatidae. Gene Ontology annotation, molecular function: amino acid transmembrane transporter activity. The coding region runs from base 1 to 1641 and encodes 546 amino acids. The record is from RefSeq and is a predicted model, not a curated record. The transcript has a single exon. Gene Ontology annotation, biological process: amino acid transmembrane transport.